AGUGUCUGUGUCGGUGUCAUGCCAUCCCCCUCGCGCUACUACGCGCCAGCCUCGCGAUAGCCUCGCCUACAAGAAUCAGAGCUCCGCUCGCGAACUGGAUGCUGACAGGCGCGCGGUGCGGUCAUCAUGCAAAGGUUACAUUGGAUCCGUUUCAGCGAGUAUCUGAAGAAGCCGCUCCUCCGCAGGACCUGCACGGCUCACAAAAUGAAAGGCGUUUAGCAACACAAACGGCUCCAACUGACGCUUAACGGCCUGUUAGACGACAGCAGGUGUCCAGCGAUGGACGCAAGUUUGGGAUUUCCGCGAACAGCAGAGUGUGCGCUGGCUCCUCUCGGCGGUAAAGUGGCUUCAUGAGUGUCCAAAGUAACAGUGGAAGUGGUGGUGGAAGUUUGGAGGCGACGCCAUCUUGGUCGCAGCUCUCCUCGUCCCCAACGAUUUCUCAACAACAUAUAACGGCGACCGCAAAGAGCAAGGAAGGUAUAUGAGUCCACCGAGAGCACCGCUGGGUCUUCUUCUCCUUAUUGUGAGCUCUUUACAGUAGAAGUGGGCUGUUUUAACCGUGUUGAGCUGACGUUUGUUGAAGUAAAAAUGGAUGUCAAGUUCAGGGAUGCCGUGAAUGUGAAGCCAAACGUCAGCUGUCAGUUCAGUUGAUGGCCAGUCUGAGCAGCAGCAGCCUGUCCUGUUUGCACAAAGGCAGCGUUAGCUUGUUGUUUUCUGUUUGUAGGACUGUCAGCUUUUUACGUGGUCCUUGGCAACUCGUAGCUGUUGAUGCGACAACAGUGUUGUUUGUGGUAGUUUGUGAAAUUCGCCCCCCUCCCUUAUCAGUAUCUAGUUGUAUAUUAAACAACGUAGCUAUGCAUGCAUCCAUUAAUGCCUUGCGGUGCAUGCCCCUGCUGCUGUAAACUUGGUAGCAGGCCCUCUCUGCACAGUUUGCAUGCACCAGUUUGUUCAUUGUUGUCGACAUGUUGAGACUUAAUUUACUCCGAUUCUGCUGAGUAGCUGGAUGUGAUGUGACAUAACAGUGAUUAUCAGUGGGCGCAAAUAAUUAUAAUCGUCCGGCCAUGUUUGUUAUGUAGGGAAUAAGAUGUGUUUUAAAGUACUUAAACGGCGAUGGUGUAAACAUAGCAGUAAAAUCAACGACAUCAAGUACACAACAGCACUGGGGAUGCCCUCGAAAAACUAUUGCUCAAUCCAAGGUUUACAAUAGCAAGUCAGAUGAUUUAAAAUAAUUUCAUGAUUUGUUACAUCUUGCUUUUAGAUUAAUUGCUCUAAAUCACUUUCCUCCGUCCUUAAAUAACCUCUCUCAGACAUUGUGGUGAGCUCUGUUUCACAGCCUGUGAGUUUCAUAAUGUCCAUUAUGCCUUUUAGGGCUCGCCCCUGUGCCAGAGCUAUGUAAAGAUGACAGCCAGGAAAUGUCCAAUAAGGAAACAAACACUUGCUGCAGGAGUCAGUAGGGAGCAGAGGACCUGCGUGUGUGUAUGUGUGCCUCUGUCUCUCCCAGGAAACCAGUUGUCAUAGAAGUCCCAGUCAGGGAGCAUGUAUGUUUAGCUUGCUGCUAAUAUGAGGGUUUUGUAUUCCUGCUGAUCGUGGCUCAGAUAAGCCCAGAGAUUCACAGGUAUGGCUCUGUGAUCAAGUAACUGUAAAAAUAAGAGUCUAAUUAGCUCUUCAAAACAUAAAGACAAGAUAAGAUAUGAUAUUUUUCUUUUAAAUACUGACAUCAAAUUUGGGCUUAUGGAUCCCUUCAGAAUAUAUCAGUGCGAUCAAAAUCAUGACAUCAUUUUUGUUUCCCUGAGCCAAAAACAGAGGCCUUGUAUGCUGCACAUGUGGCUAUAUUAGUGAUCAGAUAUCCUAGAGUUUAAUACUUUUGAUAUUCUGUCAUAUCAAGGUGGUGCACGAUGCUUGAACAACAUGGCUGUUAUAAAUAACCACAUGAUUGAUUACCUGAAAUCAGUUGUCAUUUGUGCAAAUCAUGUGGCUUUUCAUUGUCUCCUUUAUCUAUGGUUUCAUACUUCAGUGGCAUUUCCAAUGCUGGCAACGAACUAAGAAAAUUCAAUCACUUAAGCGUAUUUUCAGCACUUAGAUUGGCAAUGGCGCCACUGAUAUGGCCCAGAUAAGUCCUCAUUGAAUGUGCUGCAUGUAGACAGAUGUAAAACUUCCAGUGUCAUUAUCUCAGCUGGCACUGUGCUCUAUUUUCCACCUGAAUACCACAGACUAGUUUAGCACUCUGUAAUGAGGCCAUUGUGACGGUCUAACUGAUGUGAUAAUAGAAAACCUGAGAGGGGACUUUUGUCUUGAUAAACUGGAAGUCUCCACCAAGCCUCCACUCUUCUCCCUCUUGACUUCCCAGCAAGACUGACCUUCCUGUUAAACUUAGAAAUGCAGUGUCACCCAUCUGCUCCAUUCAGCACUGUAGCAUGAAAGCGCAUCUUUUUGAGGAGCUACCUGCCACCCAGCUGAAUCAAAUCCAUUUUUCUAUUUUUAUCCUCUAAUCACUCUAAUUUUCUGUAAUCCUCCCCCAGAUAACAUCCUCCGCUUCUUCUCUGAGUGCUCAUUUUGAUUCCUCUCUAGCAGUGUCGUCACAGGACAAGUGUUCAAGGCUUCAUAUCUCUGAUUCCUUCGCUUAUAAUGGCAGUGAUGUAACCUCACUCUGUUGUUCCCUCAUGUCAGGCCCCAUGGAGGAGCUGCACAGCUUGGACCCCAGGAGACAGGAGCUGCUGGAGGCCAGGUUUACUGGAGCUGUCAGUGGAAACACAGUCGGGAGCACUGGGAGCACCAGCGGUGGAGCUAAGGUAACCACAGCACAGGGAAACAAAAGCUUUAUUUACACACGGUGGGCAAUGAUUACAGUUUUAGAAUCUUAACAGUCUAGAAAUCAAUCUGCUUUUCUGCUUCUGCUCAUAAACCACACUACAAGAAAUUAAACACUGAUGGCACUGCCUCAUAUUAUCUUCCUCUGAUCCUUUAUGAACUAUGAGUGAAAAGAAUGUAAACAAAAGCAGAGAGACUAAAAGCUGUUAUUGCUCUCUAUUGAAAAGAUGGAAACACUGACCUUAACAGGACUUCAGUGGGAAGUGUUUCUGGAAGCACAUUUUCUUUCCUGCAGCAAAACCUGGAGUUGAAAUAGUACCAGCAGCAUGCUAGCUGACGUUAGCUUCAAGGGCUAAUACGCUCACUGUUACUUGCAACCAUCAUCAGCUGUUUUUUCUGUUUCUGUUUUCUGACAUCUCAAAAAGUCUGUGAAGUCAUCCAGAUUUUGGAUCCUAGAAAUCAAAAGUAAGGGAUGUCCUAAUGAGGAUUCUAGCUAUCAGAUCAGAGCUGAUCUGGGCAUCUUUUUUUGAUUGGGGAAUGGCAGUUUGAGCUCAUAAUUUCCCCCCAUUCAUCUACGUAAGAUGUCAUUGACUAAGAACAAUUAGCGUUAGCAACCCAGAGGAAUAAAUAUCAGCAGGGUGGAAAUAGUUUGAGUAAAAAGCGAAAGCUCCAACGGGCACUUGCAACAUAUAUAGUACUGUUGUUUUGCAAGUAAAAGUGUGUUCAACACUUUUUAAACCACAAUUCAACAGAAAAGGUGCAUGCACUCAAGCAACAGAGGGAAAAAAAUCCCAAAGCAACAAACUUUGGACUCUAAACAGAAGAAUAAAUAUCCUCAUAAGAGUGAUAAGGCCAGAACGAUUGAGGAGAAUGUGUUGGAGUCAUCACUUUGGGCAAGCAGCCCAUCUCUCUGCUAGAGAAUACAGGUUUUUACUGUCUUACUGUUUUAAAAUAUGCACUGCUGUCUCCACAUCACUCAGUCACCACCUUACAAUUGGUGACGACAUGCAAGGUGAUUUAAGACAUGACGUGACUGCUGGUAAAUUUACAGUAGGCAUUUGGAGCUCUGACGUUUGUCCUUGUCGCUGCUGAGCAUCACUGCACACUUUAUAGACUUGAUCCAUAUACACGCAUUCACGAUAGUUUUGGCAUCUAAAAUAGGCCACUAAAGAGAUGCUGAAUAUGUGGAAUAUUAACAAAUAAAAAGUACUAGUUUUGGACUUGGGUUUGAUAGUCACUCAGUAUAGAAAAAUCUGGAUCGAGCUGACCAGAUCAAAAAUAUGUGUAACUAUCAGGACAGCUCUGAGAAUUCACGACAGGAGACUGUGAGAUUUCCAUAAAAUUCAAGAUUGGAUCUGUGCAGCUCAAACAUGGACUUAUCAUUUGAGCAGUGCAUCAACACUGACAAAGGUCCCAGCAAGACUCCUCCCCAUCAUUGGGAGUGGUGCCUGGUGAAAAAUUGCCUGAUCGUCAUGAAAUUUAAGUCUAGACCUGGACUCAUCCAACACAAACACGGUUAACCCAGGGAUUGGAGUCUUUGUGAGCGAAUAGUUUAUUUGUGAAGUCCUGUUUUUUCAAAGGUAAAGAAUUUCUUAACAUUUUGUUAUAAUGCCAAAGCUACCAAAACCCUGAACUUCCCUGAAGCUGAGUGGUUUACACAAGUUGUAGCAGCCUUUGGGCUUUUUUUUUUGCUCUGUAGCUGAGGUGCUAUCAUGGUGGAGUUAGCACCUCAGCUACAGAGCAGUAAAUAAACACCAGAUCCAAGUUCCCAUGGAGAGAAAACAGGUAAAAGUUUCUGUUUUCCUAAAAAGGUUGAAUGUGUUGGAAAAGGCCCAAAAGACACACCUUUCAAUAACUGAAGAUCUGGAUUCCUCUGGGACGCGUCACACUGGAGGCCUGCCUCGGGCUUUGUUUCACUCUUGUUUACAUUUUAUGACGUUGCUGAACUUGGAUAGCACCACACACCUGCAGAGAAUAUUUUUGUAAUUUGUGUGAGUUUGUACGUUCACUUGUCUAACUGUUCACUCUUUUGAAGGGGCUGGCCAAUGAGUCCUCCAACCACAGCUACGGCAGUCUGGGCUCUUCAAGUGACAAGGAGUCAGAGGUAAAACACUCUUACACUCAGAUGAUCAUUUCUGCAGCACAGAUGACUUUUAUGUUCCCAGAUUGGAGAAAACAAAGUGAACUUAGACAUCAGGCAGAAAUGUAGCCUUGUUAGACACAGCUAUGUGUUGUCAGUACGUCUUUUUCUCCUUGCUCGGCCCACUCGUCUCUCCAUUUCUCCCACUAUCUCCACCUCUCCCUCUUUUUUCUUCCUAGAACUCUGAUUUGAAAAGAGGGAGCUCCCCUGCCUACUCAGUAUGUACUCUUUCUUCCUGCUGAUCCUUCCUGCUGAACAACAACACCAGAACUAGCUUUGUUAGGUAAAACUCAAGGGAUUGAGGCACUUUUUUUCUUUUUUUCUCUUUUUUCACAUCCGCAGACCCCAGAGAAGAAGCACUCAGAAACGUCCAGAGGGAGGAAGAGGAAAGCUGAUACCUAUUCAGAGAGUAGUCAAGGUAUUGGACCAGUACCUGAAUGAAUCUGGUGUAAUGAAGACUUAACUGUUUAUGUGCAUUAACUCUGAUUUUUUUUAUGUACAGGGAAGACAUCUACACGUGGGCCUAAGAUCAGCGACUACUUUGAUGUGAGUGCAACACAAACCUUUCUCUAGGAUCUUUUAUUUUUGCUCAGUUCUUUAGUUUGUUUAUUUAUUUGCUUCUUCUCCAAAGUUUCAGGGUGGAAAUGGUUCCAGUCCAGUCAGAGGCCUCCCGUCAGCUCGCCGCUCUCCACAGAGCUCCCACUCCGCCCCUGGCUUAAUCGUGAGUAUUUCACCAACUGCAAACACGCCUCUACACAAGAGACACACAAAAGUGAAUGUCGGUCUCUUUUGGUAUUUAACACUUUAACAAUAUUUCUUUGUGUGCAGAUCCGGCAGAACAGCUCCUCUCCUACCAGUCUGUGUUUUGGGGAACACAAUCCAAAAGCUUCCUCCAGCAAGUGUGUCCAGGUAACAUGACACACACACACACGAAGUAUUCACUUUUCUUCUUCGUCAGUAACUGCAGGUCUUUUACAGCAAUUCACCUCUGACUAGUUCACCUCUCUCUGGAUCUGUUAGACGGAGUUAACUGGCUUGAAACUGGCAGCCCUGGAGAGCAACAAGAGUCUGGACCUGGAGAAAAAAGAGGGGCGAAUAGAUGAUCUUCUCAGGGUGAGUUCAGCAUCCAUAAACCAAGUUCUUUUUAAGAGGAAAAGGGUUCUCUUCGCAGGUUUCUAUCAAACUGUAAACAAUCCCUUGUGCUCUUCCUGAACAGGCUAACUGUGACCUGCGCAGACAGAUAGAUGAACAGCAGAAACUCCUGGAGAAAUACAAGGAGAGGCUCAAUAAAUGCAUCACCAUGAGCAAGAAACUGCUCAUAGAGAAGGUAACGGAAUUUGCAUCCACACACCCUUCAAGUAUUCACUGUGUUUCUGAUCUGAAGAGCAGCUGCAUGAUGCCAUUGUAGACCAUAUGUGCAAAGAAAACAAACUGACAGAGACUGAGACGUAAAUGAAAUAUAUUAUGGCCAAACUUCUCACGAUAGCUAAUAUUGAGUUAAAGUCUGAUAAAUUUGAAUGUGUAUUUAUCUAACAAAAAAUCUGUAGUUCAUGUGACUUAACUAUAAAUGUCCAGCUGAUGUUAAAAGAUGAGAAGUCACAAGUCAUGGCGUGGAGUUAAAGGCGGACAUGUUUGAGUCACUUAAAGCAGAAUGGAAACAGUUGAAAUAAACGACAGGGACACUAAAAAAUGCAGCACCUACCAGCAGAGUGAAAACAUCUUUAACAAGAAAGGCCACUCAACUUUAGUAGUUUGGAGAUAUUUGGGCUAUUUUAUGUCCAACAAUGAUCUGCACUGCAGACGAAGUCAAAGCCAGGCUAGCUUAAUAAAGUGAUACCACAAACCUUUUCCAUAAAACAAUACUGCUCAUUAGACCAAAACAAACACCAAAACAAAAAAUGACAAUCCAAAAUGAGCAAUGGUGACCCUGAACAAGAACCAGGCAAGCAAGUGCAACAAACGCUCAUAUCAGUGUUUUCCAGCAAAGACUCCAUAUAUGAGCUAAUAAUCUGUCUGCUUUUCUUCACAUUUCACUCAUGAGCAAUUGAUAAGCCGUUUCAUCUGAUAAAAAUAGUAGUUUGACACUUACUAUGAUAACUAUUCAUGUCAACUGAUGUGAGCAUUUUUAUCAAGAUAACAUUUUUGGCCAGUUUGCCCGUCCUUACUUCAUUAGAAUCCCAUUCUUACACCCGAUGUGAGACUGAAGUCUGUUUCAGCUGUUGUAGGUGCCAUUAGUAUGUGUCUCCUUCUAAUACUAAUAAUAAUUAUAAAAAUAAUAAAUUUUAUUUGUAGUGCCCUUUACAUCAAGAGACCUCAAAGGGCCACACGUUAUAAGCAAAGAAAUGUCACAAUAAAGGAAUAUAAAAACAGGUAAUUGGUUAAAAACAAUAGAAACAUCUCAUUAAAAGAGUUCUACCCCCUUCUCAAAGUCAACAUGGUAGCGGCAGAUGACUGUCUAACAUGAGUCUGGUUCUGCUCAAGGUUUCUACCUGUUAAAAAGUUUUUCCUUGUCACAGUAUCCUUCUAUAUACUUUGCUCAUGGUGGAUUUAGAUGAGAUAAGACUGGGUCUGUAUCUUAUUAGAUCUUAUAGUCUCCUCUGACCCGGAGUUGGGUCUUAAUAAGGGUAUGGUCUAGACCUGCUCUUUUUGUAAGGUGUCUGGAGAUAACAUUUGUUGUGACAUAUAUCAAAUAGAUUGUUUUGAUUGAUCAUAUCGUCACCUUCUUAAAAUAAUGGCCUUAGUCACAUUUUGACAAAAAAAAAAAAUUUUCCGUCUAAGUCAGUCCUUUAUGAUGCUGCCCAUCUCUAGUAGAACUGCCUGAAUUCUCAGUUGAUCAGAUCAUGUGAUACUAUCCUUGUUGUAUAAGGACUAUGUAAAAGGUAUGAGUCAGGCCAUUUUCUGAGAGUAUUCAAAAAACUUUGUGAAAAACUUGAUCAUUGACUUAGGCCCUUAUUUUGAGAGGAUGACUAUAUUUUAUUUGCAACAAUUACUUGUAAAGAUUAAAAGUGUUUUUUCACACAUACAUUAGAAAUGGGAUGAAACUGAACCCCAGUGUGAGCCCAGUAUUCUCUGGUGUUAUAGCUCUGCGGUGGUCUAAACCUCCUGAAAGGAAAGUUUAGUCUUUUGGUGGGUAAAUCUUUGAAUCUCCUCCCUGUCCACCUCUUCAAAAUCUGCAGAGUGGUGAUGGGAUUUGCAGCACCAGCAAUCCCUUUGACAUACAUUUAAUUGAGCAAUUAUAAAACACUGGAGAUUUUGCAGGUCUGGUAUCCAUUCUGGUGGUUUAGAUCUGACUCACCUACCACACCUUUGUUCCGGGUGGAGAUGUAACGAAAAGACUACAGGUGUGGGCCUUUUAACCACAAUAUUUAGUUAGUCUGUUCCCUCUUCAGAGUGCUUCACAUGCUCACUGGUGUUCUGUCUUUCGUUUGUCUCAGUUUGGUCUGAAUGUUUUUCGGGAUGUGACAUUACAGCAAACCUUCAUAACAUGUGUAUCUGUCCAACUAAAAACACAGACUUGAUAAAAUCCAGAUUCUGAUCACAUCUAUACAUUUGUGUUUGGAAUUCUCACAAUCUCACUCAACUGUAGUCUGAGUUUAAAGGUUUUCUGUAACCUGAAUAUGAUGCCAAGAUGACCGUUUUAUUACUAUUCAACCAAGCACUUGUUUCAGAAUAGCCUGGUUUUGAAAAACCCGGAUGUUAUGUUACAUGCACGACCAGAAACCCUUGUUUAUCAAAAUUCCAGUCUCAAGAAGGACACCUGAGGGCAUGUAAACUCUAUUUGUUUUUGCCUUGGCUAACGUCUGUGUUUUUGAUCAGAGCACCCAGGAGAAGCAGUCGUGUCGGGAGAAAAGCAUGCAGGACCGUCUCCGUCUCGGUCACUUCACUACUGUCAGACACGGAGCAUCCUACACAGAGCAGUGGACCGACGGAUACGCAUUCCAAAACCUGAUCAAGUGAGAGGCUGCGCACAUGAAACUCUUUCUCCAAUCAAAUACAUUUCACUCUGUUUGCCAUAUUUACUCAGCGUCUCCUUCUCUUCUUUGUGGUCUGUUCUUUACAGGCAACAGGAGGGCAUCAACCAGCAGAGGGAAGACAUUGAGCGACAAAGGAAGCUGCUGGCAAAGAGGAAGCCUCCAAACCCUGCAUCCCCCUCUGUCUCUGUCGCCUCCACCUCUGAGCCCAAGCAGCGCAAAACGAAAGUGGUCAACGGCAAUGACUCGGACCCCUUCCUCAAACCGUCCCUGCCACAGCUGUGCGUACAUCUAGAUAUCAACUGACUGUCACUGAAGAGGAUGCUAGAUCAUGAUUAGAAGCUAAACUCUGUCAAUACAGUUUUACUUAUGAACUCUGAGAGGCGAAACACUCUUUUGAUAGAAGUGUUUUUCUACCAAAUUCAAGCUUGAAAUCUAAACUACACAGAAAUUUUAAUAUAAGUUUGUUCAGUCUGGGGACUCUGAUUUAUUUAUUUAUGUUUAUUUAUUUUCAGACUGACCCUGGCUGAGUAUCACGAGCAGGAGGAAAUCUUCAAGCUUCGCCUUGGACAUCUGAAGAAGGUCAGUCUCAGUUUGGAAUUAGUUCAGGACAUCUACUUUCUUAAUGAUUUUUUUGUACAGUAUGUCUAUAAGACAUUUCGGUAACACUUUACUUGAUGCAUAUCUCUAUAACCCAGUGGUUCUCAAGUCCAGUCCUAGAGCCCCCCCGUCCUGUAUGUUUUGAAUGGUUCCCUGCUCCAACACACCUGAUUCAAAUGAUCAGCUCGUUAUUAAGCUGUGAAAUGGCUUAAUAACGAGCUGAUCAUUUGAAUCAGGUGUGUUGGAGCAGGGAAACAUCCAAAACAUGACUGGACUGGACUUGAGAACCACUGCUAUAACCCAUUAUAAAUAUACUUAUAAUGUUUUAUAACCUCAUUAUAGCACUGUAUAACUAUAGUUAUAAACACUCAUAAAUGAUCAUAAUGCUUUACAGCAAUAAGCACAACACAUUAUAAAGCAUUUUAUCAUGACUAACAAGGUCAGCUAUUAUAAUGUGUUAUAACAGUUAACAAUAGUUGUUUUCCAUUAUGUAUGUAGGCAUUGUCUAUGAGUUGUUAACAGUUCUAACACAUUAUAAUACUUGACCCUGUAAGUCUGUAGUUUUAACUCUGCACUGGUUUUGCUGGUUUUACUGUUUUACUGUCUUAUGUUUUAUUUUCCCUUUUUUUUUUAUGCACUGACUGUAAAGGCACUUUUUAAUUUCAUUGUGCAUGUCACAAUGACAAUAAAAAAUUCUAUCUGUGAUAAAAUGCUUUUUUAUGUGUUAUGAUUAUCGCUACAAAGCAAUAUGAUCAUUUAUGAGUAUUUACAGCUAUAGUUUUACGGUGCUAUAACGGGAUUAUAACGCAUUAUACAUAUAUUUAUAAUCCGUUACACAGAUAGGCGUCAAAUAAAGUGUUACCGACAUUUCCUUUCUAAGGAGAAAGCCAAAGUGUACGGUAUUAAAACUGAAUGUGAAACAAAAACAAUGUUUUUAAUGGUGUUUGGACAUUUUUUUUUAGUAUUGCACUCAUAUCUGCCAUAAAGAGAAGAAAUCCAUCUAAACGUUGUGUUUUUGCAGGAGGAAGCAGAGAUCCAGGCAGAGCUGGAGCGUUUGGAGCGAGUGAGGAAUCUCCACAUCAGAGAGCUGAAGAGGAUAAACAACGAGGACAGCUCAGCGUAAGUACACUCGCAGCCGCAUAAGCUGCAGAGGAUUCAGUCUAAAGACACUUUACGCUCUCUCCUUUCAGUUCAAAUUUUGACAGAAAUAACUCUUCUGGCUCCUUUCGCAGGUUCAAAGACCAUCCCACCCUCAACGAGAGGUACCUGCUGCUGCACUUGCUGGGCAGGGGCGGCUUCAGUGAGGUUUAUAAGGUAAUAUUUAUACCAGAAGAGAAGUUCCACCAUGUUUGCUCCCUAUAAAGUAAGUUUGUAGACUGAUGUGUGUUUUCUUUUUUCACAGGCUUUCGACCUGUUUGAGCAGCGCUAUGCAGCUGUUAAAAUCCACCAGCUCAACAAGAACUGGAGGGAGGAGAAAAAAGAAAACUACCACAAGUAAGUCUCAUACACACACACACAAACACAGAUAUCACACACACCUUAAGAUAUACAAAUACAAAAUGUCUCUCCAGUAACACACACUCAAUGUUGACAUUCAUUUCCUCUUAGGCAUGCAUGCAGGGAGUACCGGAUACACAAGCAGCUGGACCAUCCCAGAAUAGUGAAACUGUAUGACUACUUCUCCCUCGAUACUGACACGUGAGUGACCUCCGACCUCUAUGAGCUGCAGACCUGCUGGGUCAACACAUCUCGAGCUUGUUUAUCACCCAGCGCUACCUGAAAGAGUGUUUGCAUUUUCUUUUUAACAAGACAAAUGUCAGUGAGACUCAAAGCUCAGUUAAGAAAACCACCACAGGCCUAAUAUUCAGACUUACUGCUGAACUAGGUCAAUGAGAGCUACAUGGACAAAGGAGGAGCAGAGAGCAGGUUGUAAAAGAGUCAUAGGAAAGUGUGUGAUUCAGAAACAACACGCCCCGACAAUGGGAGUGAUGUCUAAUGGUUAACUUUUAGCUCUGCACGUGCGGUUCAGUCACACUCACACCAAGAGCAGAAAAAAACUGGCAGCUAUUGUAACUCAUCCAGUCUGAUGGUAUUUGUCCAGAUAAACCACACUUGAAGCAACUUCUUCAACUGAGAUCAUAUUAUAGCGUAAAAGCAAGGACUUACUGAAGAUACUCUCUGCACUGAGCCUGUUGCACAUGCAUAAAAACUAAAGCAGUAGAAUUUCUUCAGCCUGGAGUUUGAAAAUAAGACCAAAAAUAUUGUCACUGAUGUUGUACACUUUCUACAUUGACAUAUGUCAGGAAAUCAUUUGAAGAGUGCUGUUAGGUUGAGCCUGUUUGGCUGUUGAAUGAAAGAAUAUUUGCUACAGACGUUCAUCAUGACAUAAAUUGCACUCUAGUGAAAAUAUCUUGGAGAGUUAAAAUUAAAUGGAGUCAUUUUACAUGAAUAUUAUAUGAUGGACCUCUUCAUCCUCAUCCUCCUCAUCGCUCUUUGAUCCCAGCUUGUUAAUGUUAAAGCUCAUAUACUCUGCCUCUCCCUUCUUUGAUGAUUUUUUUUGUCUGAAUAAGUAGUGUUUAUGUCAUUUUUUGAUCAUUUAUUUAUGGACUUGAAUACAUAAAGGAUCACAUAGGAUCUAGCAAUCAAAAAUGUGAAUGAUGAGUCGAAGCCAACAGAGUUAUUCAAGAGACCUCACCUUUCUCCAAACAAUACAAAUUAACAACAGAAUCUCAAAGACAUGUCAAGCAUGAGAGAGUUACAAUAAACAAAAAGGUAAUCUACUGAAAUAAACAUAACUCGGUGUAAAUCUUUGUAGCAGACAUCAGAAAUGACAAUGUGGAGUUGACCAAUCUUGCCACUUCUCAUAUAGAAGCAUCAGUAUCUCUCCCAGUCUGUCCAUGAACCAGCUGAAAACCCCACAGGCUUUACAUAACUCCAGGUUUCUUCAUUUAUGACUGAGGUCUGCUCUUGUCCAAAACAAACAUCCAGUUAAUAAAACCUGUAGAAAGUACAAAGUGGGGAGGCUUUGGAAAGACAAUAAUACCGACUGGGAUCAGUUGAUAAAUUACCGUUUUGUGAUGAGAGUAAGCGUAAUUCUCGAGCACGUAUGAUCUCGGUUUGGUCUGAUUUCUGUUUGUUUAAUGUGUUUUUCCUCUGUCCUCCACUCAGGUUCUGUACAGUCCUGGAGUUCUGCGAAGGAAACGACCUGGACUUCUACCUGAAACAAAACAAGCUGAUGUCAGAGAAGGAGGCCCGCUCCAUUGUCAUGCAGAUAGUCAGCGCCCUGCGCUACCUCAAUGAGAUCAAACCGCCCAUCAUCCACUACGACCUCAAACCUGGUGCGUCACAUGUUUGGGAAGUUUCAGGAUGGAACAUAAAACUAAAUCACAAAAUAUGCAGGGACUUUUUUAAACAAGUCAAUUUAAGUCUUUGUAGUUAAUUUCAGUUUGUCUACAUUGGAUGGUUUUUGUGUUUGUGCUGGUGCAGUCAGCCUAAUAUUUAAACCCCGCUCGGUCUCACACACACACUGUACUGAGUUCCUCUGUCCGUGUGCCUUGUAGGUAACAUCUUAUUGGUAGACGGCACUGCGUGUGGAGAAAUCAAAAUCACAGACUUUGGCCUGUCCAAGAUCAUGGAUGAUGACAACUACGGCGUGGACGGGAUGGACCUCACAUCACAGGGAGCAGGAACCUACUGGUAAGACACACACAAACAAAGGCAGAUGGGGACUCCUCAUACACACUGACUGUAUAUUUUGUCGUAAACGGCUCUCUGGUUGAUGUAAAGCUUCAACACAAAUCCUCAUCUUGUAUUUGAACAGAUAUGAAGUAUGAUGUUUUGUGUUUCUGUCUUUAUGAGCAGUGAAUUGUGACAGGGAUUUUCCACAUGAAGCCUAUUGAAUGAACAUUUGUUGAAAUAUUUAGAAGCUUUGUUACACUGUGUGUGUGUGUGUGUGUGUGUGUGUAUGUGCGUGUGUGUGUGUGUGUCAGGUACCUCCCUCCAGAGUGUUUUGUGGUGGGGAAGGAGCCACCUAAAAUCUCAAACAAGGUGGACGUCUGGUCAGUGGGAGUGAUCUUCUUCCAGUGCCUCUACGGACGCAAGGUACGCCACCACAUAUCAGUCCAAACCAGUCCACAUGAAUUUCCUGUGUCAAUCACUUUGAUCUGUUUUCAUUUAUAAGGUGCUAAAGACAGACAGCUGUUUGUCUCAGGAUUUUUUGUAGUGAUUUGUGUGUUGUGUUUUUUUUCUAGCCGUUUGGUCACAACCAGUCUCAGCAGGACAUUCUGCAGGAAAACACCAUCCUCAAAGCCACAGAGGUCCAGUUCCCCGCUAAACCACAGGCCAGCACAGAAGCCAAGGUAACGCACACCAGUGUACAAAAACAGAUUAACACAAGCGCCUAUAUCCUGCUGUACACACCAUACUAAACCAUACUACACUGAUUCCUUUAAGAUCACCUUGUCUUUUCUGAUAACCUUGAACCAAAUCACCUGAGAGAGGCUGGACUCUUGUACCCUGAACGCUAAGUGAAACAACUGAAUUAAUCUUAUAGCAGGAAUCAAGGUACUUAAUCACACAGAUUUAAAAAUGCUGUUAGUCUUCAAAUGAAUGGGAAACGUCUUAAUGAGUAAAUGUCAACACUUUACUGUUUAAUAUUCACAUUUAAAAAAAAAACCCUGGGAUGUCCUGACGUGACUGAAUCAAAGUAGUUGACUAGUCCACCGGUCUCUUCAUGAUGUAGUGCACGUCUCUACACAUUCGCUGUUUCUCUCUCAGGCUGUUCCAUAAAAACAAAAGCAGAUAGCCCGACAAAUUUUUAAAAAAGGAAAAAAUUCACGAAGCCGAACAUGAGACCAAAGCAUCCAUGACCAAAUAAUGUCAGAAUUGGUUUGCUGAGGGUGGUUUCUGAUCACAGAGCCAGAACCAGAACCAGCAGCCCUCAGUCCUCGUUGCAGGUUAAAGUCCAUAUGUCAGUGCUGAUUAAACAUUAAUCUACCUGAGUGGUUAAAUGCCAGUCAACAAGACAAAACUUACAGACUGUUUUAUCUCAAUUGUCUGCAUCAAAUACUCUAUAACAGUGCUGCAUUAUGUGAUGCUAGGUGUUGUCUGUGCUUAUUUGUAUCCGAGUAGAAGGGGUGUCCCGAUACAACUUUUUAACUUCCGAUACGAUGCAGAUAUUGUAGCCUCCAGUAUUGGCCGAUCCAGAUAUUGAUCCGAUAUUAGCACAAACUUGUGAAUGACAAGUUUUUCACUCAGCUGCAAUGUUUUUUAGGACUUAAACGAAAAAUACUGCCACACAGCCGUGUUACUUUGUUAGUACCUCAGUACACACUGUUGUUGUGAUCACUUGGGCUCCUCAUGCUGGAUGCGGGUGUUGCUAGAUAGAGGUGCCGGAGCGGAGUCUAGAAUGGACUGCUUGUAUCAGAGUGCUGAUAUCGGAGAUUUCAGACUGAAGGUCCUUACACACCAGGCGAGAAUUCGCCAGGCGAAUUAUUCGCCUUUUUUUAAAACAGCAUAAAGUCAAUGCAAGCUUCCACACCGGCGGCGAUUUUCCCGCGGGGCGAAAAGCCGCUUUUAUUUUUUCGCUCUUGUGUCGAAUUCGCAGGCGAAUAUCUGGACCUGCUAGACCUCUGGCCAAUCAAAAGUCAUGUUGUUGAUGACGUCACAGACCCAUACGGCUGGAGGAGAGGGAGAAGUUUGAGAUUAUGAAAACGCAGAGAAAGACAGCUGAGGUGCAUCCAAAACUGUUUCUAAUUACUAAUGAAGUAGUUUUCUCACAAGAUGACACUCUCUUGUCUUCCUUAGGAGACAGAUGUCAUGCACACUUCACAGGGUGACCGCCUCAUCAUGCCUGAUUCUCCCUCUUAGCUGUUUGACAUACCGAUGAUCUGCAGCUAAAGGGCCAACAGAAUGACCAGACAACUUGAAGGAUCACUGCUCAGCCCUCGCCUCUCCUGGCUGCUGCGGCGUCUCUCACAGCUUUUCCUUUUCUUUCUCCCUCGCUCAUAAUGCUAGACAUGUCAAUCAGCAGCCGUUCACACGACACACACCACCACUGGCACCAAGAGCAACGAUGGGAGAGAGGCUGGUAAUUGCGGUACAGGACCACCCCGCAUCUCCUCUCCUCCAAGCCGCAAAGCGACUUUAUUAAUUCGCUUUGCAAAAUUUAUACGCAUAUUCGCUUCGCGCCCGGUGUGUAUAGGCGAAAGCGAUUUUUCGGACCAGCGAAUAUUUUCGCAUUUUUGUCUCGCUUUUUCGCUUCGCUCCGCAAAUUCGCCGGUGUGUAAGGACCUUUAGGCCGAUAUAAUCCGAUGUUUGUUUUUUGGCUGAUAUCAGACUGAUGUCCAAUUUGAAUAUCGUAUCAGGACACCCCUACUAAGUUGUAGAGCAUUGUAACAGUUUAAAACUUGCUAAUGCUGCUACAGCAGGCUGCGGCAAUACAGCUGAGACCUAAAUAUGACAUUUUGAGCCUUCAGUAACGGAUAUAUGAAUUUGUUUGACCAACUUGUGAUUCUGGUGCUGACGGGUGACCAUUGUUUAAUCAUUCAGUCCAAUAAAUCUGCACAUCCUAAACACUGCUGGCUAUAGAUUUUUCAAGACUUUGUGUAAACAGAACCACGACGAGCCACGUUUUGGUUUUAAGGUCACCUUCAGUCCGACUAUCAAAACAAAAUGUCAGACAGUGAGCAGAUGUGAAUCCUUUCUGUGUACGUCAUUGUUUUGCUCAACCCCGUGAAGGCUCUGGGCCCUGACUGAGUCGAGGCGUCUGUUUGUUUCAACAUUAAAGAUUUAUCAGAGAUUAACUCCAAAGAAAUCAAGUAUUAAUGUUUAUCAGAUCUUCUGAUCUGUAUGACUGUCCAACAACAUGUUGACACAUGCUGGAAUCUCAGCAUCAGCUCUGAUGUGCGCCUAUAAAAAAAGACUUGAGAGCUGCUCUCUGGAGACAAAAGGUGCAGCAUCUCCCCACACAAACCCACUCACAGCCUGCAGCUCAUCCUUUUUUUUCCCUCUGCUCUAUUUUUCAGGCGUUUAUCCGCCGCUGUCUGGCCUACCGCAAGGAGGACCGCUUCGAUGUUCACCAGCUGUGCUCGGACUCGUACCUCCUCCCUCACAUGAGGCGUUCAAACUCCUCAGGCUCCCUGCAGCCAUCCUCCUCCUCUCUCCCCACCUACUGACUGGCUCUCUCACGUGACUGACAGGACCCUCCGGCCAAUCCUGAGGCAGGAUUGCGCAGAUUAUUAUUUUUUUUUUAACCCGAGCUGUUCCAAGACGGAAAAAUAGCAACAGAGGAGAGCGAAAUGGAAAAGAUGGAGAAGGAGGGGGAUGCCUGAGCAGAGCUGUGCCCUCGAACUCAUUUGUGAGAGAACAGACCUUGACAACAGAAGAGAACAGGAAAAAGAGGAAAAAAACAGAGAAAUCGAUGGGAGCUAGUGGAUUUCUAAAUGGACUUGACUUAAUAACCCCGUAGGAGACAUUUCAACAUCUCUAGAAGCUCCUCGUUGCCAUGUCCAAUCCCACCUCCCUUAGCUCUCCACAGUAACACUCCUCACAUGGAUUUCUUCGACAUCCAGCCGCUGUCAUCCAUGUUCUCUGAGCGUGGGGGUGACCAGAAGAGAACCGAUUCAAGGGUCAAGUCUCUUCACGUCAAAUAUGGACUCUUUAUGUUGAAAUCAACUCCUUAGUCUAAUGUUCUGCGGCACAAAAUGAUGAUCACAUGUCAUUGAAUUUAACCCGUAACUUAAAAAAUGAUUUUGUAACUUUGAUGGACUAAAGAAAAAUGUCCCAGAUGAAAGCUCUGGGCUCGAUUUGCACUUCUGGUCCAGAUCGUGGUGAUCAGGCCUCACACAUAUUUGGCAUGAAGUACUUUAGCGUGGGCUCGUUCUGGACUUAAUAAGUAGCCAAGUCCUGGGCUCACUUUUUUUUGUGUCAUUCGAAAGCAGCUUAGAUCUGCUGCUCGGUUUACAGGAAUCUGUGAAUCUGUCUUAAUCCAUCCUUGUUGUUCAGAUUAGAGUCGAAAUGUUUCAAAGAGCAGCGUAUUACAGCACCAUGUUGUCCUAGACGUCCUCAUCGCACUCCCUGCAGAGAGAGUGGGACUGGAUCAGCUGUUACUGUGCUGCAAAGACUCCAAGUUAAGUGUACAUUUCAUGUGCAGGAGACAUUACUCUCUAGCAAACACACAUUGUCAUCAUAAUGAGGCUUCGAUUUGCUUCCCAGAGUCUCACUUUCCUUUUUUGUGUUUCCUCCUCAAAGCUGUUCUCAGUUUGCUGCUAUAAAUGUUGCUUUUAGUUCCUAAUGUGUGGAUGGUUUCCGCCUGGCAUAUGUGCAUACUUGAUCUGUGUUAAGAGGAGCCCCUUCUCUGUUAAGCGGACCCCCUGCUGUGCUGUUCAAGGGAGGGGAUGCGACACAUUCAUGGAUGUCCGUUUGGGUUUUUUUUGUUUAGUUUCAUGUACAAGUCUGACAGACGUUAUAUGGAGGGAAAAAGUCCCAAAAUGCUCUGCAGUGGGGAAUGGCCACACCUGUCCAUGCCAGGUUGUUGCAGCAUGACUCACUGCAGCUCCAGAUCAAUUGGAAAUGUUGUCGUCCUGUAAAUAAAACACUUACCUUUACACUGGUGUGACAUUUUAAACCCUCUUAGACUCAAGCGGGUGCAAGGCGCGGGGUUUAUCUUCUUUUCUCUUUGCACUCCUCUGCUUUUAAAAUAAGUCUUAACGGUUUCUAUGAGGAGGAGAAAAACCCAGGUGUAGCUUUAAGAACAUGACAGGCUGAUUAAACUGCAGCGGGCACCCACUUACAGCUUGCUGCUCUUACAUAAAAGCAAAUAAUGAUGGAAGUGAAACAGGUAAAGUCUGCGUGCACUUUGAUAAAUUGCAGUUUUAUCCACUCGGGUGCACAGAGGUGUAAAACAACCUGUCUCCACUCCUGUCGAGGAUUUCUCUCUCUCUCUCUCUCUUCUCUCAGUAUAAAGUGGGAGCCAGCAUCAAGUGUAUAAAAUCACAUGAUUAUUAAUGUGUAGACAGAUGUAAGUAAAGCCAUUAGUGAGCUAUAUGUCAAAUAACAUUUGCGGUGGGGAGGGAGCAGCACUGGGUUCUGUCGUUCAUAUGCAAUAAAGAUCGCCUUACAAGUCUUCA
Messenger RNA from Xyrichtys novacula (pearly razorfish), 18647 nucleotides. Lineage: Eukaryota; Metazoa; Chordata; Actinopteri; Labriformes; Labridae. The record is from the annotation of a GenBank genome assembly.